Molecule: messenger RNA, 978 nt
Organism: Rhodotorula toruloides NP11
Lineage: Eukaryota; Fungi; Basidiomycota; Microbotryomycetes; Sporidiobolales; Sporidiobolaceae
Product: thioesterase family protein
Exons: 3
Coding region: 1-978 (325 amino acids)
Source: RefSeq, a predicted model, not a curated record
AUGCUGGGACAACGUCGGAUAGCGACUCGACUCGCUCAGACUGCCCGCGCGCGACCGGCACUCGCUCCCCGUUCGCGCACACUCACCACCACCUCCCGACCCUCUGUCGCCUCCUCACCACCACACUCACACCCCGGCCAGGCUCCAAAACGCUCGCUCUUCCUCCUCUCGACUGCAUUGGCGACGACAGGCUUGCUGGCAGGCUACGGACUCGCCCUGGCCGCUCCCAGACCAGGACUCGUCUCGCUCGUCUUUCCCCAUCCGACUCCGCACCCGCCUAGCGCCGACUCGCCUGAAGCGGUCGAGCACACAGACGUGAUCGAGAAGGGCUUGCACGAGUUGGAAAUCGUGAAGAGGUUGAAGGCGGAAGUCGUUCCUUCCCUCACACCCGCCGACGCAUCUUCAUCCGACGCCGCACCAAGCCAAGCAACCUCACUCACCAACGCCGCCUCUCAACUCUCCCCCACAUCCGCUCUCGACACGCCCCUCACUCCCCGUUACACCCUCUCCCGUCCAUAUGCCGCCACGCCCCCCGGCCCACACUCCCUAAGCGGCUACACCCUCCGCGGACCCGGGAAAUUCGCCGUCCCUCCACUGGUGUUCACCACCAAGGACAAGAGGGAGAGCGUGUUGGUUGUGCAUGUGGGAGGAGGGCUGUGUGGACAUGAGGGUGUUGUGCAUGGCGGGUUGUUGGCGACUGUGAUGGAUGAGGCGUUGGGCAGGACGGCCCUCCUCAACCUCCCCACCAACAUCGGCGUCACCGCAACCCUGACAAUGAAGUACAAGAAGCCGACUUUCGCAAACCAAUACCUCGUCAUCCGGACCGAGUUGGUGGAGCAGAAGGGACGGAAGGCUUGGGUCAAGGGCAAGAUUGAGAGUACGGAUGGGGAGACGUUGGUUGAAGCCGAGGCCCUCUUUGUCGAGCCGAGGAUGGCCAAGUUCCUCAGCAACUCGAGCGUUCGCGAGGCGCUCAAAUAG